CCAACAAAAAAUAGCAAAAUCAAAACAAAAACAAAAACAAAAAUAAAAAUAAAAAUGAAAAAGUUUCCAGUGCCCAAAAUCCCAAUUGGAAAGCUGGAAGGAACUUGGAAGCCCUAGCUCCUCAGAGGUUCUCGUUUUCUGUGGCAUCGAAUUCCAAAGGGCCGAACGAACAAGAUGGUCUUCUACUUCAAAGCUCGAUCCGAGGUUGGCGAUUACACCAUUUUCAUGGGGCUCGACAAGUUCGAGAACGAGGAGCUCAUCAAAUAUGGCUUCCCCGAAGACAUUUGGUUCCAUGUGGAUAAAAUGUCUUCUGCCCAUGUUUAUGUUAGACUGCACAAAGGACAGACCAUUGAUGGUAUAAGUGAAGGUUUACUGGAGGACUGCGCACAGCUUGUCAAAGCAAAUUCCAUCCAAGGCAACAAGGUGAACAAUGUCGAUGUUGUUUACACUCCCUGGUCCAAUUUGAAGAAAACUGCCUCCAUGGAUGUUGGUCAAGUUGGUUUCUACAAUUCAAAGAUGGUUCGAACUGUGAGAGUGGAGAAGCGGAUUAAUGAGGUAGUUAAUAGAUUGAACAGGACAAAAGUGGAAAGGAAGCCUGAUUUAAAAGCUGAGCGAGAAGCGGUCAAUGCAGCAGAAAGAGCUGAGAGAAAGCAGCUGCUGAGGGACAAGGUAAGUUCCUCCUCCUCCCUUGGCCAAUAUGAGAAACGACGUGAGGAGAUGGAAAGGCUUGAGAAGGAGAGACAAGCAGAGCUAAGGAGCUACAAAGGUUUGAUGGUUUCUGAAAAUAUGACAUCUAACAAACAAAUUGCAUCGGCAAACAAGUCAUUGCAGGAACUGGAAGAGGACUUCAUGUAAGGAUAUCAUUGUCUAUGAGUUGGGUGAGAUGCUGCUACCUGCCGCCCAUUAAGAUUGCAGUUUAUCAUUCAGUUUGUGAGUUAGUCCUAAAAGUUACUUCCCUUCAUGAAUAUAAUAUGUCAUAAACCUUGUAAUUUGUUGCUGUCGAUAAGAAAAAGAGAAAAUGCAAAAAAUGGGGGUAGAAAAAGAAAAGGGUUUUAUGGGUGAAGUUUGGUUGGGGGAAGUCUCUUUCUUGUCACUGCAUGUUGUAUGUGGUUCAUAAUGAUGAUACCACACAAAUCAAACUUCAUUCAGGAUGAUGGGAGAUAAACUUGUUAUUUUGCUGUCAAAUUUCUUGCAAAAGUAUUUUACUGCAUUUUAAAACCCUUAUUUAUAUUU
Messenger RNA from Prunus persica (peach), 1233 nucleotides. RefSeq names its product coiled-coil domain-containing protein 25. Bases 175 to 855 code for a protein of 226 amino acids. The transcript has 6 exons. NCBI's taxonomy places the organism in Eukaryota, Viridiplantae, Streptophyta, Magnoliopsida, Rosales, Rosaceae. The record is from RefSeq and is a predicted model, not a curated record.